GUAAUUAUCUCCAGAAGAUGGCAGUAAUGCAAUAUGUAAGUUGCCAUUAAAACCCAAAGAAGAAGUAGUAGUAGCAGCGUCUUCACAACAAACUAGUCUGAAGACUUCUUCCUCUUGUCUUUAUCUUGGUAUUUUUCACAAAACAUGAUGAAUAUUUUAAAGUUAGCUCUGAUGAUGAUGACAGUUCUUGUUACAUCACAGAAAGCUUCAGUCUUUACAAAUGCCUUUGAGGAAAGGGGAAAUAAUUGCUCCACAGUAGUGGUGACUGAUCCUAUCAUCAGUGUAAGGAUACAACCUGAAAGUAUUCCAUGUGUGAAGGCCAUCAUUUUUGAGACUGAUCGAGGGCAUUUCUGCUCUGAUCCCAGACAACCAUGGGUGCGAAGAAAAGUUCUGCAGUUUUUCAGAACUUUAAAAAAGACAUUCAACUGACAUUUGCACCACGAUCAUCCAUUAGUAAGUGAACUAAUGUGGAAGGAUCUGCUUAAGCUUCAGACAUAUCAUGGAUCAUAAAUGUCUAAAAGUAAACUCAAUAUGAAAUCAACAAAUCUCGUAGAAAGUAUUUUUAAAACCAUUUUUAAACUUUUGCUUUUGUAUAAUGGAAAUAUUUACAUGAUUUACAUUAAAUAUAGUAUAUUGUAAAUUACAUUGAAGAUACAGAGCAAGCUGACAGUGAUGAAUCUUAAACUGAGCUACACUAAAACAAAUUGUUAGCUUAGAUUAUAAUGUAUUUCACAUUGAAAAAUAGUUAAUUCACAUCACUGCUAGUAGACAGUUGACUGAUAGAAGUACUGAUAAAAGUCUGAGUGAAUUGCAGAUUGAUUUAUAUGAAUUUCUUUGUCAGUGUAUGAUGCAAAUCAACUGAAAUCUGAAACUGGAAAUAAAUUGUGAUCAGCAACUAC
Danio rerio (zebrafish) is the source of this 899-nucleotide messenger RNA. NCBI's taxonomy places the organism in Eukaryota, Metazoa, Chordata, Actinopteri, Cypriniformes, Danionidae. The record is from RefSeq and is a predicted model, not a curated record.